Molecule: messenger RNA, 2113 nt
Organism: Ceratosolen solmsi marchali
Lineage: Eukaryota; Metazoa; Arthropoda; Insecta; Hymenoptera; Agaonidae
Product: Polypeptide N-Acetylgalactosaminyltransferase 1
Exons: 9
Coding region: 309-2066 (585 amino acids)
Biological process (GO): protein O-linked glycosylation
Cellular component (GO): Golgi apparatus
Molecular function (GO): polypeptide N-acetylgalactosaminyltransferase activity
Source: RefSeq, a predicted model, not a curated record
UGCGUGUGCGCGCAUGCAUUAUGUGAAAUUCUGUUGGAAAUUACGUUCAAAUUUUUCGAUUAUAUCAAGCGUAUUUUGUUCCAUAUGUAUUCAUUAUUAUUUAAAAUAGAAACGCAACUGUCAACAACCUGUUUACCUGCACAUUUUCUUUUUAUAUGCGGGUGCAUUCACGUUAUGCAUACGUAUUUGGUGCACGUCUGCUGUUUAUCUAACCUUAUAUACUAAUUCCAACUCGAAGGAAAAAUGCACUUUGAGAUUGGAAAUCGUUGGACAAUCAUUUAACAGGAUUUUAGACGUUUUUGUAAGAAAUGAAAUUUUGGCGGUACAAGAUAAGAUAUAUAAUUUACGCUUUUUAUGCGGUUGUUAUCUUAAUUAUUAUAAAGCGUAUUUCAGUUGUAAGUGUUUACAAUCGCGUUCAAAUAGAAAAUAUAUGGCUUGAAAAUGGUACGACAAAUUACGAAAAAAAUGAAAGGUAUGAACAGUGGAUCAACGAAUAUGUUAAAGGUAUAUCGCGCAAGCUAGGUGAAUAUGGUAAGCCAGCUUACCUUAAUGGCGAAGAGAAAAUUAAAGGAAACGAGAUCCUGAAAAAGAAGGCGGUCAAUAUAAUUCUUUCAAAUAAAAUAUCCUUCCAAAGAAAAUUACUAGAUAUCAGAGAUCCGCUAUGUAAGAAUGUAACGUACGACAUUGUCCUGCCUUCCGUAAGCAUAAUUAUUAUAUUUCACAAUGAAGCAUUCAGCGUACUCUUACGCACGAUAUACAGUGUGCUAAAAGAGACACCACCAAAGCUCGUUCGAGAAAUCAUUCUGGUCGAUGAUAAAAGCGACGAAGAGCAACUUCAGGGUUUGUUGGAAUAUUAUAUUCAAACACGUUUACCAAAGAAGGUAAAGUUAUUAAGAUUACAACAGCGACAAGGAUUAGUAAGAGCUCGAUUAAAAGGAGCUAAAAGUGCAUCAGGGGAUGUUUUAAUGUUUUUAGAUGCUCAUUGUGAAGUAACAAAAAACUGGUUGCAGCCAUUACUGCAAAGAAUAAAAGAUAAGCGUAAUGCAGUUGUAACGCCAAUCAUAGACAACAUAUCGGAAGAAACAUUUGAAUAUUUAUAUAAUGCUGAACCAUCAUUUUUUCAAGUUGGAGGAUUUAGUUGGUCCGGUCAUUUUACGUGGAUAAAUAUUCAAGAAAUUGAUUUACAAUCCAAGACCUCUCCCAUUUCUCCCGUAAGAUCACCCACCAUGGCUGGUGGACUCUUUGCAAUUAAUAGAAAAUAUUUUUGGGAAAUAGGUAGUUACGACGACCAAAUGGAUGGCUGGGGAGGAGAGAAUCUUGAGAUGUCAUUUCGAAUAUGGCAAUGUGGCGGAGUUCUCGAAACAAUACCUUGCUCUAGAGUAGGUCAUGUAUUUAGAAAUUUUUUACCUUACAAAUUCCCUAUGAAUAAAGACACACACGGUAUUAAUACAGCAAGAUUAGCAAAUGUAUGGAUGGACGAUUACAAGAGAUUAUUUUACUUACAUCGCGAAGAAUACAAGGAUAUGCCAGAGCUCAUUGGUGAUGUAAGAAGUCGUAUAGAUUUACGUGAAAGAUUAAAAUGUAAAAGUUUUAAGUGGUAUUUGGAUAAUGUAUAUCCUGAAAAAUUUAUACCAGAUGAAAACGUACAAGCGUUUGGUAAAGUGAGAGUUCAAACAAAAAAUUUAUGUUUAGAUAAUUUACAGCGCGACGAGGAGAAACCAUAUAAUAUAGGAGUCUACGAAUGUCAUUCAAAAUUAUAUCCAAGUCAGUAUUUUUCUAUGAGUAAAAGCGGAGAAUUAAGAAGAGAAGACGUAUGUGCUACUGUGAUCGAAGAUGAACUUUUGAAUUAUAUUUUUAAAGUUAAUAUGAGAGGUUGUGAUGAAAUUGAACACGAUAAGGAGUGGAUAUUAACCGAGGAUGGAAAGAUUUUACACUUAAGAACAGGAUUGUGCCUAGAUGCAACUGGAGUACAUAGCAAGGAAGAUGUUAUAGUUUCUCUCUGUUCCGACUCACCAGAUCAAUUUUGGCAAUUUGAUUUUUAUGGUGAUAAGAUCAACCCUAGAUGAAAUCUAGUUGAUUGUUAUAAAUAUUAAAGGCAGCUCAAAUAAUGUAG